Messenger RNA from Aspergillus pseudonomiae, 2280 nucleotides. Its product is annotated as putative sterol o-acyltransferase (APE2). Gene Ontology annotation, biological process: ergosterol metabolic process. Bases 418 to 2037 code for a protein of 539 amino acids. Gene Ontology annotation, molecular function: ergosterol O-acyltransferase activity. Gene Ontology annotation, cellular component: endoplasmic reticulum membrane. The transcript is spliced from 6 exons. Lineage: Eukaryota; Fungi; Ascomycota; Eurotiomycetes; Eurotiales; Aspergillaceae. The record is from RefSeq and is a predicted model, not a curated record.
GGGAUCAGGUGGACGGCAUGACGUGAGGGCUUCCCAGUUACUCCGUACAGAAAUAACUUUUCUUACUCAGAGGCUCUACGGCCCCCCAUGAUCUCCGUUCAAUUUGCCUUGUUCUCCGCAUAAUUUGUUGCAAAUGUUGGAUGCCAAUGGUAUAGGAAACACUCGUCGCGGUCCGAUGCCCGGCUGAUACGCGACACCGACCAUCUUCUCCCUUUUAAAAUUGGUCCCUGCGCAAAUCAGUCUGCCUUUCGACAACUAUUAUUGAUCAAGGAUCCACCUUUUCCUGGAUGUGUCCUCCGAGACAAUCCUUUCCAUCUGUUCACCGAAACCUUGAGAGAUUUUAUAUUUAGUUAGACUGUCCCUUCCGUGCUAAAGCUCUUCUACUAGUUCCACGGAACCAAUGUGAACAAAGUGUACAUGACAUCUAGCACUCCUGACUCCGCGAGGAUGUCUUCUGCAGUAUCACAGAGCAAUGGCUCCCCGAUGUUACGGCCACGGGCCUUAUUGAAGAAACUUGACGAUUCUACCAAUUUCUCCUUGGAGAAAAGUUCUCUUGACUCGAGUGGACGUUCAACCCCCGUCGCCGAAGAUGCCCCUCCAUCGAUCCAGUCAAUAUCGCACGCCAGAAAGCAAGCUAGAGCCCGGAAUCGACUGUUCUAUACCAUUGAUUAUAUCCCCCGCGUAUCUCACUUCGACCCGAAGAGCGACUAUCAUAACUUCCGCGGCUUCUUCACACUGUUUUGGAUCGGGUUAUUUAUCAUGGUGGCCACUACCGCGCUUCGGAAUGUAAAGGACACCGGCUCCCCGCUACGGGUGAGAGUAUGGAGUCUCCUGACAGCAAAUGUCUGGGCAAUGGGGUUCAGCGACCUCGCUAUGGUGGUGAGUAGUGCAGCAGUCUUGCCGCUCCAUCACCUUUACAGGAACAGUAGUGGAUGGCUGCGAUGGGGAAGAGGGGGCAUGGUAGUACAAAGCAUUUUUGAAGCGGCUUGGCUAGUCCUAUGGAUCAAUUGGCCAUUUAUGUUACGCUGGACUUGGACAGCGCAGGUAUUCUUCACUCUGCAUACCUUAACCUUUUUGAUGAAGAUACACUCUUAUGCAUUCUACAACGGGCAUCUCAGCGAGACCGAGCGCCGCUUGUCCGCACUUGAUAACCCUGGGUCAGCAUCAAUAGAUGCAGCUGUGGAUCGGUAUCCUGACCCAGCACCCCGUCGGCCCCCUACGCAGCGGCAUAGUAGCCACUCACGAUCGGAAUCAAUCCAAGAACUCCGUGAGGAUUUGGCGACCGAAUUGACCUCGCCGCUAGGCCAUGUCACAUAUCCGCAGAACCUUACACUCCCUAACUACGUCGACUUCGCUUUCUGCCCUACCCUCUGCUACGAGUUGGAAUAUCCUCGCAGCAAGGAGCGAUCAUGGGCAGAGAUCGGCCUGAAAACGUGUGCCGUCUUUGGGUGUAUAUUCCUGUUGACCCUCACAAGUGAAGAGUUCAUUCUCCCAGUCCUGAGCGAGGCCAAUACCCAGUUGCAUUUGAAACAGAGUGCAGCGGACAAAGCCUUGAUCCUCGCGGAAACAAUCAAUAUGCUUAUGUUCCCCUUCAUGAUCACGUUCUUACUCGUCUUCCUGGUUAUAUUCGAAUAUGUGCUGGGUGCAUUUGCGGAGAUCACCUGUUUCGCCGAUCGUCACUUCUACUCAGACUGGUGGAACUCAUGCGAUUGGCUUGAAUUCUCGCGCGAGUGGAAUAUCCCUGUCCAUCACUUCCUCCGACGGCAUGUCUAUUUCCCCUCCAAGGCCCGCUUUUCUCAGUCCGUCGCCAUGUUCAUCACCUUCCUCGUGAGCUCUGUUGCCCACGAGUUAGUGAUGAGCUGCAUUACAAAGAAACUCCGCGGCUACGGAUUCGUCGCUAUGAUGCUCCAAUUGCCUCUUGUGGCCGUCCAGCAAUCCAAGUACUUCCGGGGCAAGACGACCCUUAGAAAUAUUUUCUUCUGGCUGUCGAUGAUCUUUGGUCUUGCUUGUAUGUGUGCACUAUACGUUCUCGUUUAGAAAAAUACAUCUAUAUCAGACCACAAGAGUACUUGAUCUGUACUAUAUACGGGACCUUGGCGAUAUAGAUAGAUAUAUAAACUCUGGCCUCGGAUUGUAUAUUGAGCGGGCCCGUCCGUUUUGUAUGGCUAGGAUAGUGGUCUUUGACUUGUCAUUUGUCUUUCAUGCCAAUGUUUCGCUGUGAUUAGACUUAGAUUCCUAUGAUGUUAUAGUAGUUUAUUUACGCUAGACCGGGCUGUGGCU